AUGAUCUCCAUCAGGCACACUCUCUUGAUCGCUAUUACCUUCGCUAGCUUCGGCGUCCUCGGCGUGCAUCACGCUCAUGCCGUGACUGAGGUCACACGCGAAAUUAACAUCCUCGACAAACUCGUUCUCGACCAACCAAUCAUAGAUAUCAGCGAGAUUCUCACCAAACACCUGGAUUUUCCCGGCUGUAUUGGCAACCUCUGGCCCGGCAAUCUCACCAUCAACGUUUGCAAGACUUGGUUCACAAAGCUGAGUCUAGAUGCCAAGGACUUGGAGACUUGGAAUGUGACUUACCCUGAUGUUUAUAUCUCUCAGACUCAGUUGUGCGACGAGCCCUGGGUCAUGUGUCGCCACAAAAACGCACCCUACAGCAUGCAGAAUACCUCAUACUACUUCGGCCAUAUCCCCGUCCACAUGCGCACCCACAUCCACCACGUUAUCGCGCUUCCCGCAACCAAUCACGGGGGGAAAUCCGCAAUCAAUGAACGCGACAAUGUAGUUUUGCAAGGGAAUCCGAGUUUCCAUGAUAUGCUUGCCGCAGUUGCGAAGAGUACUGCGAUGUAUGGUUACCCAGGGAUUGUUGGGCCAUACUCUGAUAGCAAAAACUGGCUUGACGCCUACAACCACGACUCCGCCAUCUGCAACCCAGUUGCUUCCUUAAACCAGCUAGAGAAUCUGGCCCAAGAAACUGUCAUGGCGCUCGUCGACCUCCACACCAUGACCGGUAUGUCUGGGAUCUCAACGGAAUGGAAGAAGAUCCAAAACCAAUAUACGCAGAUCCAGAAAGAUAUCUAUCUGGAUGCGUUGAAACCCGGGAAGGGGGCGAAGUGUCUAGCAAGGGAUCAGGUGAAUAGUGGAGCUGUUGAGAUAUAACAAGGGCUACGGGGAUUGAAGCGUG
This is a messenger RNA of Lindgomyces ingoldianus, 898 nucleotides long. RefSeq lists its product as uncharacterized. The coding region runs from base 1 to 873 and encodes 290 amino acids. The record is from RefSeq and is a predicted model, not a curated record. The transcript has 4 exons. NCBI's taxonomy places the organism in Eukaryota, Fungi, Ascomycota, Dothideomycetes, Pleosporales, Lindgomycetaceae.